GCCUACGUCUAUCCUGGUCAUACCUUGCACUGCACCGUUUGCACACUGCGCGCAUUCCUAGCAGGGCCCAUGUCGCCCGAGCUGCGGCAAAGCACCGCCGAAAGCUGGAGCAGAAUCCUGGAUGCUGCGCGGAAAGACGCUGCGUGGCCAACAGGGCCAAUCGUCUUGAAGAUGGGUCGCCCAACGUUGGAGGGCUCAGCUGGCAUCUUCCGCUAUGAGGAUACGGCCGGGGCUGUGGCAGCCAUGCGCAAAGCCCUGCGCGGCGCCAUCCUCGCUGCUGGGGGCGAGCCUGCAGAAGGCGGAGGAGACAGAUCCAGGGCAAAGCCCCCCUCUGGGACUCCAGAAGGGGAGCCGGCGCCACACAUCCCAGACAUCGUCCACUCCACAGUGCUGCGAUGGACCGCAGAGCCUGCGGACCGUGCUGCUGCACAGGAAGCUUUUGCGCGGGUGGCAGAGUCCUGGGAGCCUCUGGAGAUUGUCGCAACGGCUCCGCGCGCUGUCUUUGAGGACAUCCC
Molecule: messenger RNA, 515 nt
Organism: Symbiodinium pilosum
Lineage: Eukaryota; Dinophyceae; Suessiales; Symbiodiniaceae
Source: the annotation of a GenBank genome assembly